AUGGAUCUUAAAUGUUCAAUAUGUCUCGAUCCUUUUCAAUUACCUUUACGAGAUAUUUUUUGUGGUCAUAUUUUUUGUUUACAAUGUAUUAAAACAUGGCUUAAACAAAAACAAUCAUGUCCUGUAUGUCGACGAUAUUUUACUAAAUUUGUACGUAUUAAUGAUGAAAGAUUACUUAAAGAACUUGAUCAUCUUUUUGUUAAAUGCAUAUAUUGUAAUGAUACAAAUAUUGCACGAGGUAAUUUCAAUGAUCAUAUAACAUAUGAAUGCUCAAAACGAUUAGUUAUGGAUCAUGUUGAAAAUAGAGGAAGUGUUCGAGAAAAUUUUCAUUUUGAAUAUUUAUUGAAAAGAAUAAAUGAAUCAAUUGAAAAUAGUAGACAACAACGACAGCAUUAUGAACAAUCAAAUUCUACUGCAUUACCAUUAUGGAUUGUUAUUAUUUCAGCUGUUCAUUUAUUUAUUUAUUUGUCUGUAUUUAUUCCUAUUGCUGCUCUAUUGAAUAUUACUGAUAUUUUUAUCUCUCUUCUUCGUUAUACUAUUAUAUGGUUAAUUCAUAUCAUGAAAUUACGAAUAUAG
Messenger RNA from Rotaria sp. Silwood1, 576 nucleotides. The record is from the annotation of a GenBank genome assembly. Lineage: Eukaryota; Metazoa; Rotifera; Eurotatoria; Philodinida; Philodinidae.